Messenger RNA from Copidosoma floridanum, 1295 nucleotides. RefSeq names its product trypsin-1-like. NCBI's taxonomy places the organism in Eukaryota, Metazoa, Arthropoda, Insecta, Hymenoptera, Encyrtidae. Gene Ontology annotation, biological process: proteolysis. Gene Ontology annotation, molecular function: serine-type endopeptidase activity. The record is from RefSeq and is a predicted model, not a curated record.
UAAGUAAGUUGGACUAUUUUUCAACUUUGUCUCUGCUAGUGAGUAGGUUUUUAUUCAAGAGUGAUUUUGCGGUUUCUUCAAUUAAACCUAUAACAUAAUAAUUAACUGAUAUAAACCUGUCUGUUUGUUUAUAAUGUUAAUAUGCGUAUUCGCUGUAAUAUUUUUAUUAAGUGACGUAGCGCCUCCAUACACAGCUGCCGGUGAAAAUAUCAGACCGAAGAGAAUGAUCGGUGGGCGGGAUACCACAAUCGAAGAGCACCCCUACCAAGUGGCAGUUGAAUACGACAAUUACGAAUACAAAUGCAGCGGUGCUAUACUCUCGAAAUACUACGUGCUAACGGCUGCUCACUGCAUAAACGUUACGGCCAAUGAGACGAAAAUUCGUUCUGGAUCCUCCCUGAGAAGUGAGGGUGGCAUCUUGCACGAUGUGACCGACGUGAAGGUGCACAAGUUGUAUAGCUUAAACAAAUAUUCCAACUCGGACUACGACAUCGGUGUAGUUCGUGUGGAUCCACCGUUUAGUUACGAUGAGACUCGCCAGCCUAUUCCGCUGUAUGAGGAUGCCGUGUCCAGCAACUUCACGACCGAUGAAAAACUCGUCAUUUCUGGGUGGGGUUCUAUGGACCAUGACGAAAAUCUGUCGGACCAAUUGCAGACGAUGGACGUUCCUUGGAUCAGUAAAAAAUUGUGCAACGAAUCUUACGCAAAGUUCGAUGGUAUACGCGAUGGUCAGAUAUGUACGGGGUACUUGGGAGAACGAGACAAGGAUAUAUGUAGUGGAGAUUCUGGAGCCCCGUUGAUUUUUCAAGGUAAAGUUAUUGGCGUCGCUGCUUACACCGAGGGGAGAUGCGGACGUCUCGACUAUCCGGCGGUUUACACGGAAGUGGCCUACUUUCUCGAUUGGAUAAAGGAACACGUGGAGUUCGACGACUGACAAAGUCCAGCUGGCGUCCAUUAUGUCACUCAAAUCCUUUAGGGUGACUGUGGACUGUAUUACUGGGACUGAAUGUUGUGUUGAAGAAUUUUCACAAACAGCAUGGUCACAUAUGUAUUUGCGAAUACGUUUAAAAUAGAAAUCCAAAACAAUGUAUGGAAAUAAUGUUCUACGACUAGUAAAUAGUUCUAUCUACGAUAGAGUAUUCCUUCCCAGUCCAGAAUUUUGUAUAAUUUCUGCAUUUAAUUUUGUUUCAAACCAAGUCUUUUGUAAGUAUAAUUUACGCUCUCACUAAAGGACGUUAAGAAAGAUCUAUUUUACCGCAACAGUUGUUUCCAAAUAAAAAUUUGCUGACUUCUCA